Nelumbo nucifera (sacred lotus) is the source of this 2028-nucleotide messenger RNA. RefSeq lists its product as uncharacterized. The record is from RefSeq and is a predicted model, not a curated record. Lineage: Eukaryota; Viridiplantae; Streptophyta; Magnoliopsida; Proteales; Nelumbonaceae. Gene Ontology annotation, molecular function: protein binding.
UCUCUUCUUAACGAGUUUUCUUCUCAAGUUUUAACUUUUAACCCGCUUCCAUUCCGUGUGGGGUUGGUUCCUAAUUCCUAGAAGGUAGCCGGCGUUAAGUCUUUCUUUACGGUUUACUCCCACCCCCGCUUCAAAACUCUAUAAAUAAGGGACAGAGGGUGCCAAGAAGAGGCUUGAAGGCGCAGUCCGAGCAUUGGUUUCCUCCUCGCCUUCUCUCCUAUGUCUCUUUCGUAUUCUCAACUCGUAAAAACCUUUCUCUUUAAGUUGUAACCUCAACUGGACCCAAUCUUUUCUCUCGUACCCAGAACACGAAAAGCAUGGUCGGAGCGUCUCUGGAAUCCAACGACGUCGCCGUCAAAGCAGCCAAUGUCAACCAUAAUCAUGACACCGUUAAAUACCUCUGUAGCUAUGGUGGCAAGAUUCUUCCCCGUUUCCCAGACGGCAAGCUCCGUUACGUCGGUGGAGAAACCAGGGUUCUUGCCGUUGAUCGUUCCACCCCAUUUUCAGAACUCUUGGUGAAGCUGGGUGAGUUGUGUGGAUCCUCAGUGAGUCUGAGAUGUCAGUUGCCGAACGAGGAUCUAGAUGCCUUGGUUUCAGUUACCUCGGACGAGGAUCUCGCCAAUCUCAUCGAGGAGUACGAUCGAGCCAGCACGAACCGAGACAGAGGCGCGUCGUCUCGUCCUCAUCUAAAGAUCAGAGCCUUCCUAUCGCCGCCCAAAUCCAUCAAACAAAUAUCACCACCUCCGUCGGCGAGCUCCUCCACCACCUCCAGUUUCGAGGCUAGGGCAGCAUCGAAAUCAUUGAACUCGGUCGCUGGCUCUUACUCGCCUACUCCAACCAUGGUGAUUGAUCGAUGCGUCCAUCACAUUUGUAAUACACCGUUGGGAUUUCCCGUCUACCUAGAGAAACCCGUGGGAAAACACCAUUAUUAUUGCUACCAUGCUCAAGGAAACCACGGCGGUAUCUACCUUGUACACAAUGGAAAUCACUGGCAAUAGUCCUAACAAAGGCAAGACAAAAGAAAAAGUAAAAAAUAAAAAAAUAAAACAGAAUUAAAACACGUACAGAAAAAAAAAAAAAAGUUCUUUGAAAGAUAUGAAGAAGACCUACCAGAUGAAGAGGAAAAGGAACCGGGAACCGAAGAAGUUAUUUGAUGUAAUUGGACUGUAAAUCGUUAAAAAGGAUUUUCGAAUCCGAGGCCAUUAAUGCAUUUUCAGUCCCAAUUUGAUGGUGGUUUUCUUCUUCUUCAUUCAUUAUUUGGGUUUGGCGCCACUGUUCCAGAACAAUUUCCGUUAUCCUUGGCGCAAAUCUCGCCGUUAGGGUUCCAUGAAUGAUGAAACGUCGUUGGUCGUUUAUUACAAUUGAGCGGAAAGGCAGGUGUCCAUUUGCAUUCGUGUGCAGUAUAUGCCACGUACACCGUUGGUUCUGACUUCCCAGUCAUUCACCUCUUGAUUUCUGCACUUCUCUUUGUCUAACACGUGUCGGACUAUGAUAUGAGAUGGAGGAGUCGGUACACUGGCUAGUUGAAGCCCUGAAUGGAUGGAUGGAUGACGAUGAUGCCAUGAUGGCAAGCAAAAGAUAAGACUUGUAAGAAAUUCGGUGAUACUUUCUUUUUUUAAUUUUUGCUAGAUUUUAUAUCCCUUUACACUUUAUAGGUUCAUAAUUCAUAUCUGGGACUCUGGCCCACUCGCUAAGUUGCGUUGUUGGUGUACACGUAUUUCACCGGAUCCAAGAAAAGUGAUAUGGCACGGUCACGGUGAUGUUAAAAAUACAAAGAGAUUAAGAGAGAGAACUCAAAUUGGAGAAAAAAAUGGGAAUAUUUGGUAAGUUCAUACUUCAUAGGAAGAAAAAAGAAGGGUGUAAGAGGGUGAUUGGUUUGGCUAAUUCUUCUCCCAAGAGGCGAGGCCUGAUAUUUCGAAAGUUUUGGGAGAUGAGAAGGCAGAAUUUAAGAAAUUUGAUUUGAAAAGUGAAGAAAACAACGCCAAUAAGAUGAAUGUAUGGAUAAACUCCCCCCUCUCUAUUAUCCAA